UCCUGCAACAGAGGGUUUAUAUUUUUACGCCUGUUCUUCCCCAGCCAAAUUCCACUUCAUUGUAGCAAUUCCUCCUUGUGCUCAAAUUCCAAGAAAUGUAUGUCUCGUUUUGUAAACCCUUGCUGGACGCGCUUAUCCUAACCCUAGUUCAGCAUUCCCAGUGGGAAAUGACUAGGGUUUGGCCGUUAGAUUUGGGGACUGGUGCGAGCAUUAAUUUGGGCAUUGAAUGAUGGUAACCUGCCUCACCUUUGGUAUAGUAGUUAGUAGGUGGGAAGCUCUUCCAUCAUCCAUUUUAACUUUCCAUCAUGAUGAUACCUCACUCCUCUUUUUUUUAUUCCUCUAUCAUAACCUAAAACAAUUCAUCAGAAAUACAUGUAGAUGUAGUCUGAAACUUUGAUCUUUGUGGUCAGAAGAAGAGCAGGGAGAUUGAGGGGUUGAGAAUCUAUUGUGGACUUUUACACGCUUGUAGCUGGUUCUGUUAUGAAACGCCAAGGUGUAGAUGGUGAAACUAGAUGGUGAAUCAGCCUUUCAUCUGUCUACUCAUAAUGAACUUGCUUCAGAGUCCUUAAAGGAUAGUGAGAAUCAGUUCAGUACAAUUAUGCAUCAAAAUGAUAUCACAUGUGAAGAACGAACUGAUCUAACAGAAAAGAUCGAAAAGAGAAGCAAAGCUUUACCACUAGUUACUGAACUUGAAUUUUCAACUAAUACACAAGAUAAAGAUGGAGAAUGCAUCGAACCUCUAUAUCCUGUCACUCCUGAAAAAACUGGAACAGUUGCAGUUAGCUCUGAGUUGUUUUCAGACAAAACUAUCACUCAUAUUAAUCUUCACGAGGUCAUAGAAGGCAGAGAUUGUCAAGUUAUCAAAGAUAUAUGUGUCGAUGAUGGUUUACGUUCCUGUGAGAAAAAUUUGUGUGAAAACACUGUUGUUAGUGAAAAAUUGAUUCGUGGCUCCAAAAGUACUGAAGCAAAUUCAAAUGAUGCUCUGAGUCAAAAGAUGGCAGAUAGUUCUAUACAAGUUCAGGAAGAAACAGAGCCUAUUUCUGUCGCUGAUUCCCAUGCCAUGGAUGAAAAGUUAUUACGGGGCUUCACUGAAAUCAAAGAAAUUCUGGACGAAAGCAACAAGAUAUCCUAUGGAAAGGUCACUUUGCAGCAGUUGUUUUCUCUUGGAGAGCUUGAAACAGAUAUGCAAGGCAUUGCUCCAGGUGGGAUCAAUGAUGAUAAAAAAAGUCCACAUCAGAAGAAAACUGAACUGGUAUCAAACUACAGCUGUGGUACGAGUGGAAGAAGAUCAUUCUACAGCUUGCCAUUUGAUGUCGGCGAUCCAUGUGAAACUAGUACGGAUAUAGAAAAUCACGGUGGCAUUGUAAAAGGUAAUUCGAGGAAGAAGUCCUUUUCAGCCACAAGUGUGCCUAUUGAUAUCUCAGCUUCUAAAAAUGAUGGUGUUGAAAAUAAUGCUCCUAACGAUCAGUUGGAAAUACCAAGUACUUCUGAUUUUAAGCCUGGAGCAGAAACGGAAGUAAUAAGUGGAACAGGAAUGGAUGAAGUAAUUAUGAACAAUGCUCACAAUCAUUCUGUAUCUGAAAUCACAUUUUAUGAUCCUGCGGCCGCUUCUGAUCAAAGAAUGUUUUAUCACAAUAACCAUGGACAUUCGAACUUCACCGACCCUUCUGUAUCUGGUCCCAGAGGAACUUCUGGGCACCUCGCUUAUUCGGGUAGCAUUUCUCUUCGGUCUGAUAGCAGCACUACCAGCACCCGUUCCUUUGCAUUCCCAGUAUUACAAAGAGAGUGGAACACUAGCCCUGUAAAAAUGGCAAAGGCGAGCCGAAGCGGUUGUUGGGGGAAAAGAUGGUGGAGAAAGGUUGUUUCAUUGUAGAUGUUGAAGAUGUUUCAAUUUUCCAUGUUAAUUCUCUCUCGAUUUCCUUUGUUUGUUCAACCUCUCCUUUUUCGCGCUUGCAGUAGCAUUGGAUUUGUGAAUUGAUUCAGAGUUGUAGGACAUUCUUGUUCUUGUUCUUGGUUGCAUGUAUUGUUGUCAAUCAAAGAAACAAUGUAGCUGUCCAUGUAGACUCUGAGAUUCGAUGAAAUUGAGUGAUUUGAUUCUUGUCUUA
Zingiber officinale is the source of this 2105-nucleotide messenger RNA. RefSeq lists its product as uncharacterized. Lineage: Eukaryota; Viridiplantae; Streptophyta; Magnoliopsida; Zingiberales; Zingiberaceae. The record is from RefSeq and is a predicted model, not a curated record. Bases 500 to 1873 code for a protein of 457 amino acids. Gene Ontology annotation, biological process: regulation of asymmetric cell division. The transcript has 5 exons.